UUGACGUCUGACGCUGCCCCCCUGCUGCGCACCGCCCUCUACGACAACCAUAUAGCCGCGGGCGCUCGUAUGGUGCCCUUUGCCGGAUGGGAGAUGCCGGUGCAAUACCAGGGCGUCAUCGCGGAGGCCAAGGCCGUCCGCAGCGAUGUCGGCAUUUUCGACGUGUCCCACAUGGGACGCAUCGGCAUCUACGGGUCCGGCGCCGCAUCGUUCAUGGACAGCCUCGUAACCUUCAGCGUCAAGACGCUUGCGGUGGGCCGGGCGCGCUAUGGCUUCAUCCUCGCCGACACCGGUGGCAUCCUCGACGACGUCAUCCUGUAUCACACGCAGUAUGAGGACGGCAGCGACAUGCUGCGCCUCGUCUGCAACGCCGCCAACCGCGACGCGGUCACCGCAUGGAUGACCCAGCAUGCCGCGGCCUUUCGAGGCGUCUACUUCAUCGACAGCACGGAGCGGACGGUGUUGGUGGCCGUGCAGGGCCCACGAGCGCUCGAGGUCAUGGACGACCUCUGCCCCGACGAGCCAAAGCCGUCAAGGUUGCGGCCCUUUGGCGGGGCCACCUUCCCGUUGAAUCUCGGCGGCGGCGUGAUUUCGGAGGGGUUCAUCGGCAGGACCGGCUACACCGGCGAGGAUGGCGUGGAGAAUCGCCCUUGA
Geodia barretti is the source of this 654-nucleotide messenger RNA. Lineage: Eukaryota; Metazoa; Porifera; Demospongiae; Tetractinellida; Geodiidae. The record is from the annotation of a GenBank genome assembly.